This is a messenger RNA of Nylanderia fulva, 462 nucleotides long. The record is from RefSeq and is a predicted model, not a curated record. NCBI's taxonomy places the organism in Eukaryota, Metazoa, Arthropoda, Insecta, Hymenoptera, Formicidae.
AUGUUGAUGGCGGACUUGGAGGAGGAAAUGAAGAAAGGGAGAUGGGGGGGUGUGAGGCUAGGAGAGGGCAAGGUUUAUACGCUAGCGUACGCGGAUGACGUGGUGCUGUUGGCAGAAGAUGAGGGGGGGAUGAGGGGUAUAAUGGAGAGGUUAAGGAGAUAUCUGGAGGGGAAGGGACUGGAAUUGAAUGAGAAGAAGUCGAAGGAGCAGCGACAAGCGCGGCAAGAGCUGCAGGCGAUCCAGCGCCAACAAAAGAGCAUUGCUCCACAGCGGCAGCAACCACAGCAACAGCAACCGCAGCAGCAAUCGCAACAGCAACCGCAACAACAACCGCAGCAGCAACCGCAACAGCAACCGCAGCAGCAACCGCAACAGCAACCGCAACAACAACCGCAGCAGCAACCGCAACAGCAACCGCAGCAGCAAUCGCAACAGCAACCGCAGCAACAGCCGCAGUCGUAG